Electrophorus electricus (electric eel) is the source of this 1299-nucleotide messenger RNA. RefSeq names its product fibrinogen like 1B (gene fgl1b). NCBI's taxonomy places the organism in Eukaryota, Metazoa, Chordata, Actinopteri, Gymnotiformes, Gymnotidae. Gene Ontology annotation, cellular component: fibrinogen complex. Gene Ontology annotation, biological process: platelet aggregation; fibrinolysis; blood coagulation, common pathway. The record is from RefSeq and is a predicted model, not a curated record. Gene Ontology annotation, molecular function: extracellular matrix structural constituent; protein-macromolecule adaptor activity.
UUUUUUGCUUCUGAGGUCAUGUCAGCAUUAAUACCCUUUCUACUGAUGUCUUUUGGGAUUGCGUCAUCAGAUAUCUCGGCAGAGGAUGAAUGUCGUUUCGAGUUGUCAGAGCUGAGAGCAAGAAUACAGAAACUUGAUUACAAGUUUAUAAUGGGAGAAUGGCAGAUGGCACAUUUGCGCGCUCACCGACGUUCCACAUUGGUUCCAAAAUUUGAACCACCGGCGAGCAAAAACAAGACUACCGAACCUGUACUGACACUGCCGAGUACCGGUGGAAACUUGCUCGUUCACGACAGAGAUUGUUCUGAGCUAUUCGACAGAUUAAGAGCAGAAAGUGGGUUCUAUAGGAUCAAACCCAAACAAGCCCUUGAGCCUUUCUUAGUAUACUGCGACAUGGAAGAUGGAGGAGGCUGGACAGUUGUGCAGAAACGUCGCAACGGGAAAGUGGAUUUCCACAGAGACUGGGAAGAUUAUAAGAAUGGAUUUGGUCAUUUCAAAUUAAGUAAAGAUGAGUUUUGGCUGGGCAAUGAUCAUAUUCACACCUUGCUGAGUCAGGGUGAAAAUGUGAUGAAGAUUGAUUUGUUGGACUGGAACGGUGAAAAAUCUUAUGCAGUAUAUGACAAGUUCAGAGUGGCCAGUGAAAAAGACAAGUACAGGCUGCACUUUGGGAUGUACAGUGGCCGGGCUGGGGAUGCUCUUUCCGGUGGGAGCAGCAUGGUGGAGCAGUGGUCGGCCUCCCACAGUGGCAUGCAGUUCAGCACCAGGGACGAGGAUAACGACCGCUACCUGCAGGGAAGCUGUGCCGAGGAGAACAAGGGAGGCUGGUGGUUCAACAGGUGCCAUGCUGCCAACCUGAAUGGCCGCUUUUAUCGAGGGGGAAAUUACACAGCCAGAUAUGAUAAUGGAGUGGUGUGGGGCACUUGGCGAGGGCUCUGGUACUCGCUCAGACACACGACCAUGAAGGUGAGGCCCAUGACUUUUAUGGACAGCCUGGGCAGCGGAGCAGGACCGGGAGACUAGACGCCAACCAAGGGUAUCAUUGCUUUCUUUCAUCAUGGGGGACCUGAUAGGGGACUCCAAGCUGCAACAGUAUGUUCUAUGAAUAAUUAGCAAAAGAGCAGAUUUGAAAAGAUAAAUCUCAACAUAACCUUCAGUCAAAUGUUCUUUUGGGUCAUUAAAAAAACAUUUACUAAUAUUCAGUAGGAAGUUCCUUCUUGAAGCAUGUGAUGUUAUCAAGCAUACAUUACUAACACAUAUUUAAUCUUUAUUGUGCAUGAAAGUAAACAAGCAUCCAAACUC